Molecule: messenger RNA, 4252 nt
Organism: Sphaeramia orbicularis (orbiculate cardinalfish)
Lineage: Eukaryota; Metazoa; Chordata; Actinopteri; Kurtiformes; Apogonidae
Gene: wscd2
Product: WSC domain containing 2
Exons: 11
Coding region: 1083-2789 (568 amino acids)
Molecular function (GO): sulfotransferase activity
Source: RefSeq, a predicted model, not a curated record
UGCUGUGUCCCUUUAAGUACAGCAGGCAGUGCUGUUGGUCCGCGCGGGAGAGCAGAGCGCACGGUGCGGCGCUGCUUCUCCGCACCGUCAAACAGCCUUCCUUCACAUCGGACAGACGACAGAAGAAGACAGGUCGACCCACCGCCUGCAUCUCAUCCACACUUUGACCCGAGAGGAUGACGGGAACGAGUCCAACGUAGGAGGGAGUGUUUGAGCUGCGCCUCGGACGGACUGGUGGCCUUCGGAUGGACGCAGAAAAACCAGCUUUUCAGACAACACACUGCUGCUGCUGCUGCUGCUGCUGCUGCUCGGAUGUGGCUGCAAAAUCGCGGAGAUGAAACAUCACGCCUGAGCCCGAGACAUGACCAUCUUCAGCUGAGUUGCGUCCAAACCAUCUGCUGAAGCCGCCUUUAAGACCAGAAGGAGCUGUGUGAUACAGAGGGACAGUUGUGUCAACAUCUUCCUCUGAGAAUAAGUUUCCCACACACCACUGAGUCUACAAAAUUAUGAUAAGACACCACUGCUGAAAACUGCUCUUGGAAUUCAUAACAGCAACAUGGUGAGUCACGCCCUCUCUCUCCCAGAUCGUCUCAGUGAAUAGCCGACCACACAAAGACGAAAGGAUCUCAGCUCAGCCUGUAAAUAAAACCCUCUUCCCUCUGCACAACGUGGGAGAAAGUGCCACUGCAGAGCCGGUGUGGCAUCUAUGUGGGCUGAUAACUAGAGUGAAAGAAGUGUUGAGCGAUCAUCUUUCACUCAGCGCCACUCACCUUUCAUGCCGUGGCCUCAGAGCCGUCUCUCAGGGCUGGGCUGUCAGCGGGUAAGAGUCUCACGUGGACGCGUUCACCAGCGCUGCACAGAUGUAAGGCGUCUUCCUCAUGAGACUGAACAGACUUGAGUGAAGGAAAAGUCAUGCUAUUGUUUGGAUGACUGUCAGACAGAACUGGACACUUUUACCGACUCUCUCACCGUUUUAGUUGGUGUCCAGUUUUUGGUUGGAGAAGCGAGAACUGGUGUUGAUUCUUCUGAUUUAUGAGUUUUCAUCAUUGGGAUCGUGUAUUUCAGUGGCAGGGGGAGCCAGAAUGGCCAAGCCUCUGCUGAAGAUACAGCGCUAUUUCCGCAGGAAACCUGUCCGGUUCUUUUCCCUCAUCCUCCUUUAUCUGACGGCCGGGAGUCUCGUCUUCCUGCACUCUGGCUUCGUCGGGGACAGCAGCACUGGAACCCGAAGAGGCAGGGACUCUGUUGUAGCUGCAGAGAUGGGCAGCAGGACAUCAAUGUCACAAAUCCGGGGGCUUGGGAUCAUGAGCAGAGUGUUUAAGGACACGCGAAAGUCCGGCCACAGGUAUGGCCCUCCGUGGAUGAAAAAGACUGGACACGAGGGCCAGGAGGUGCAGCGCAGGGGAGGUGAUUACACCAAUAACUGGAACCGUGCACUUAAAGGACGUAAUGCCAAAGACAUGGAUGAAGGACGAGCAAAGUACAUCGGCUGCUAUGUUGAUGACACACAGAAAAGAGCAUUAAGAGGAGUUUCCUUUUUUGACUACAAAAAGAUGACGGUGUUUCGUUGCCAGGACAACUGUGCAGAAAGAGGUUACAUGUACGCAGGUCUGGAGUUUGGCGCAGAAUGCUACUGCGGUCACAAGAUCCAGGCGCCCAACACCUCAGAGUCUGAAUGCAACAUGGAGUGCAAAGGCGAAAAGAGUAACGUGUGUGGAGGAGCCAACCGACUGUCCAUCUAUCGGCUGGAGCUGAGCCAGGAGUCGGCACGCCGCUACGGCAGCGCCAUUUUCAAGGGCUGUUUCCACAGGCCGGACAAUGUCACUCUGGCUCUGCCUUUCAGCGCCGUCAUUCAGAACAUGUCUGUGGACAAGUGUGUCGACAUGUGCACGGAGAGGGAGAAAUCCCUGGCCGUCCUGGCUGGAGAUCGAUGUUACUGCGGGUUUCCGACGCCACUCUUUUCCCUUCACGAGCUGGAGGAUGAGAACAUGUGCCUGCACCACUGCCAGGGCGAGGAGUUUGAGAGCUGUGGGAAUGAAGAAUACUUUGUGGUGUAUCAGACGCAGGUGCAAGAUAACCGAUGCAUGGACCGUCACUUCCUCUCAACUCGCUCCAAGCAGCUUGUGGCCCUUGCUAGUUUCCCCGGGGCCGGGAACACUUGGGCUCGCCACCUCAUAGAGCUCGCCACCGGCUUCUACACUGGCAGCUAUUACUUUGAUGGCUCCCUUUAUAAUAAAGGAUUCAAAGGGGAACGAGACCACUGGAGGAGCGGCAGAACCAUCUGCAUUAAAACUCAUGAGAGCGGCAAGAAGGAGAUCGAAGCCUUUGACUCCAGCAUCCUCAUGAUCCGAAACCCUUACAAAGCCCUCAUGGCAGAGUUUAACCGCAAAUAUGGAGGCCACAUUGGAUUUGCCUCCCAGGCCCAUUGGAGAGGGAAAGAGUGGCCUGAGUUUGUGAAGAACUACGCUCCUUGGUGGGCGUCCCACACAUUGGAUUGGCUACAUUAUGGAAAGAGAGUCCAUGUGGUCCACUUUGAGGAUCUGAAGAGGGACCUGUUCUCCCAGCUCAAAGGGAUGGUUCAGCUCCUGGGUUUGAAGGUUUCUGAGGACCGGCUGCUCUGCGUCGAAGGCCAAAAGGAUGGCAACUUUAAACGCUCUGGGCUACGCAAGCUAGAAUAUGACCCUUAUACACCUGAAAUGCGAGCUAGCAUCAAUGAACUAAUCAGAACAGUAGACACUGCCCUGAAGAAAAGAAACAUGUCUGGAGUUCCAGAGGAAUACAUGCCAAGAUGAUAUAUGUGAUCCUUAAGUUUGUCUUUCCACUCUUUUAAUUGGACUCUUCUGUGAUUCUGCACCAUGUUUUGUAGACUACAUGACUUCAGUAGUUUUUUCUAUUUAAUUUCAUAAUUUCAUGUCAUAGUAGGGAUGAAUUGGUCUGUUUAUGGUCCUAUUUUUAUUUUAUUUUUUAUCCAUCUUCUUUUGAACAGCUCCAUGCAUUUAUAGUAGUGCAGCUUUUUUUAUAGAGAUUAUUUUUUGGGUUUUUUUAUCUUAUUUUUGGGAUCAUUAUGAAAAGCACUUCUUAUCCUGCUCUAUGCACAUGUGCUGUGUUGGCAUGUGCACAUGCCUUAACAUGACGACGGUACAAUAUAGCUGUGAUGUUACAGAGAGGCACGUCUGACUCUGCAGGCUGAUUCAUAGUCAGUGAUCCAAAUGAUACAAUAUAAAACUCUCAAGUGUGUCAUGAGCUUAUUUUGCAUCACAAAGAUUAAGAAGAUUAAGAAUUUCUGCUGCUAUCACAGUUUUAGAGCAAGUUACUAUUUUAUAGAUGAAGGUCACUGAAAACUUUAAAAUGUCAAACCCUUUAUUGAAGGGAACACAAUGCAAUAUGCAGGCGAUGACUACCUGAUGAAGAUACUGUGUGUUUUUGUAAGUUAUUCAACAAAAAGAGGUAAACAACUCAAUUCUCAGCUCCUCUCAUUCAAGAAGAAAUCCCUCUUGAAGGCACUGAUUCAAGGAGAGAAGAGGAUUUAUCUCUACAGCGUAUAUUUAUCUCUGUUAUUAUUGACUAAUUUGGUUGAAUAUGUUUUCUGAACACUGGACUUGAUGCAGAAAUCCAAAAAGCACAUCACUGUGCAACACUAGCCCCAAAGAUCACUGAGGAAUUAGACAUUAUGUCAUAGACUGGAGGUUUUCUUUAGUUGUAGACGUUUUAAGGUAGAUGUUUUUGUUUUAAGGCAGUUAAUCAUGCUGAAUGUGAAAACAGUUUUAUUUUAUUGCUUUGUUGUAGUAAGAGCUCAGCUGAUUAAAAGGCUGGUAGUACUUUUACUCCCAAUAACGUACAAAAAAAAUUUUCAACAGUCCACAACCAUGUGAAAAAUGUGUGAAAUGUGCUCAGAUUUUAUAAGCAGCACGACUUAUAGCGCUACGCAAUGUGCUUUGCCAUAUGCUUAAAAAAACAAAUAUAUAAAUACAUAACAAACCACUGGUGAGAUCCAGAAAACAUUGACUGACUUCCAUUUUCUGUACAAUAUAUACAGUAUAUAUUUUUAUAGUGUGCGCUGACACAUCAAAAUAUUUCUAUUGCAAAAAGCAAAUGAAAAGCUGUUUCUAUUUUUAAGACAUGCUUUAAAACUUUACUGGCUCUUGGCUCUAUUCAUUGACUUGCUGGCACUUUUUGAAACAUAGGUGUCACAUUUGAAUGUAUUUUCUAUGGAAUGAAUGUAAUGUGAAGGCCCAAUAAAAGUUAAUAUAAGGUA